Messenger RNA from Fundulus heteroclitus (mummichog), 4762 nucleotides. RefSeq names its product crumbs cell polarity complex component 1 (gene crb1). Bases 162 to 4148 code for a protein of 1328 amino acids. The transcript is spliced from 13 exons. NCBI's taxonomy places the organism in Eukaryota, Metazoa, Chordata, Actinopteri, Cyprinodontiformes, Fundulidae. Gene Ontology annotation, molecular function: calcium ion binding. Gene Ontology annotation, biological process: heterophilic cell-cell adhesion; establishment or maintenance of epithelial cell apical/basal polarity. Gene Ontology annotation, cellular component: protein-containing complex; plasma membrane. The record is from RefSeq and is a predicted model, not a curated record.
GGAGGCGGCCGCGCAUGGCGCUCCAACACGAUGAGAGCACAAGUGGCCAUCAAGUGGAUCUGGAGCCGACAGCCGCCGAGAUGCUGCAGGCGGAGGCAGAGAAACCCAAGAGAUCCACUCAUGGCUGGACUUCAACGCAGGGAACAUGAGGGUUCACCGCAAUGGAAAUGCAUUUAACUCGCCGUGGUACUUUGGACAUUCUUGCCUGGAUAGUUUUCACCUCUUCACUGUUUCUAAUAGAUGGUGCAUCCCUUGACAAGCCACCUCCAACUGUGGACCCUUGCUUCCCAAAUCCGUGCCAGAAUCAGGCAAUAUGCAGAGUCCGCGGGGACGGCUACUCCUGCUUCUGCGUGCCAGGCUUCCAGGGCGCUCACUGCCAGAUAGAUGUGAACGAGUGUGCCUCACAGCCCUGCAGGAACGGAGCCACCUGUGUGGACAGAGUGGGUCAAUUCUACUGUUUGUGCCCCGCUGGAUUCACAGGGACCACUUGUGAGAUCCAGACCGAUCAGUGUCAGCCACAGCCUUGUCUCCACCACGGCACUUGUGUCGACCACGCCGGAGGCUUUCGCUGCGUCUGCCACGCUGGUUUCCAAGGAGACCGAUGCGAAAUCAACACCGACGACUGCCAGGAGGAGCCGUGCCAAAACGGGGCCCUGUGUGUGGACGGGGUGAACGAAUACAGCUGUGACUGCUCACACACCAAGUUCACCGGCCCACACUGUGAGGCACCGCUGGCACCAUGCGACUCUGAACCCUGCUUCAACAGCGCCAUCUGCAAGGACAACCAGGGUAACUACACCUGUGAAUGCUGGCCGGGGUUUGAGGGGCGUAACUGUGAGAUAGACCUCAACCAGUGCAGCAGCAGUCCGUGCAUGCAUGGCGGCCGCUGCAUCGAGAGGGCAUGGCUGGAUUUUUAUGACAUCAAGUCUCUGCUGCCUGAACCCUACGACCACAGAUUUGUUGCAGGCUACACCUGCGUCUGUCCUCCAGGAACAACAGGUUCCCGCUGCCAACAGGUGAUAAACCACUGUGACUCCAGUCCCUGCCAGAAUGGGGGUGGGUGUGAGAGCCUCGCCGGGGGCUUCGCCUGCCGCUGCCCCACACAGAGCCAGGACGGCGUCCUCUACGGAGGAGCGACCUGCGACGUGAAGCUAGUCGGCUGUGAAGGACACGAAUGCCUCAACCAGGGCUCCUGCUCUCCGUUCCUGCUGGACGGGACUCAUGGUUACACCUGUUCCUGCGGCCCCGGGCACACGGGACCACUCUGCAACACCCCGACCACCUUUUCCUUCGAGCGCCGAGGCUACCUGUUGCUCCACAACCCGCUGCUGAACGCAGAUCUGACCUGCAACAUCACGCUGAGCUUCAAGACAGUCCUGCCGUCGGCGUUGCUGUUCCAGAGGACCAUCCGGGGGCUUCUGCUGCAGCUUGAGCUGGCGGGGGGCCAGCUGGGCCUGACGCUGAGGAGGGAGGAAUCUGAAGCAGAGAGUCGGGUCCUGCUGCUUCCACGCAACGUCACCGACGGAGAGUGGCACACGGUGGAGGCUGUGCUCUCAAACGAGGAUUUAAGCCUUCGACUGCUGGGUGAGGCUGGGGGCUGUGGGAGCCGGCCAUGCUACGCAGUGGCCCCGGUCCAGAGCACCCUGAUGGGGCUGGGCACCUCCCCUCAGAACACUUUUAUCGGGGGGACCCUCGACCAUCCGAGCGGGUCCAGCAGACUCCCGGCGUCGCCUGCGUUCAUCGGCUGCAUGCGCGACGUGUUUGUAGACUGGCAGCUUGUUGUUCCCGGGGAAUGGCUGAGCGACUCCGCCGUGAACGUGGCCCCCGGCUGCAGCCACAGGGACCGCUGCCGGGGCGAGCCGUGCCAGAACGGGGGCCGGUGUGUAAACCUGUGGCAGAGCUACCAGUGCCAGUGUGCAAGGCCUUACGAGGGGCACGACUGCGAGGAGGAGCACGUUCCAGCUCGCUUCGGCAACGAGGACUCGCACAGCUUCGCGGCCUUCAGCGUCACCGAUGACCUGGGUCAGAACAUCUCCAUCUCGCUGUUCCUGCGCACACGGAGGCAGAACGGACUCCUGCUGGUGCUCGCCAGCAGCAACAGCAGCAGCCUGUACCUGCGCCUGUGGCUUGAGGCUGGCAGGGUCACGCUUCGUCUCCAGAACUCUGAGGUCCUGAAGGCGCAGAGAGCGAUUCACGAUGGAGAAGUCCACUUUGUGCAUGUCGAGGUGCUGGAUGGUCAGAUGUCGCUGUAUGUAGCGGGUCAGAAGCAAGGGGACGUCGAAGUAAGGGCCGUCGACGUCCGAGCAGGCGACUGGGUUUUCGUCGGCGGUCUGCCGGAGAAGAGAGCCACAUCUGAGUUUGGUGGAUUCUUCAAAGGCUGCAUCCAGGAUUUGAGGAUCAACGACAGGAGGCUGCAGUUCUUCGGGCCGGACACUUCGGUGGGGUCGUAUCUUCCUGAGCUGAUGGAAAACGUGACAGCUGGGUGCUCUGGAGACAACGCCUGCAGCAGGAAUCCCUGCCUAAACGGGGGCAUUUGCUUCUCGGAGUGGGACGACUUCACCUGCACCUGCCCCAGCAGCACAGCAGGGCGGCGCUGUGAGGAGGUGAAGUGGUGCGAGCUGGCGCCGUGCCCCGCCGCUGCAGAGUGCAAGAUGCUGCCGCAGGGAUACGAGUGUUACUCCAAUGCAACUUUCCUCAACGACAGCACAGUGAUGGCCUUUCGGGGAAACGGCCACAUUUCCCGGAACAUCACCAGCCUGUCGCUAACCCUCCGCACGCGGAAGCUGAACGCCGCCAUCCUGCAUGCGGAGAAAGGCUCCUCCUUCGUCACGGUUUCUGUUCAGGACGGAGUCCUCUUCAUGGAGCUUCAGAGCUCCUCCAGAGGCCUCCGCGGCGUGGAGGAGGAGGACAAAGAUGAGAAGAGAGAGGAAGGCGUGUCGACGGUGAGCCUCAGCAGCAGGAAGAGGAUCACUGACGGCGAGUGGCACACGGCCCAUCUGCUAAUGACGGCACCGUGGGCUCAGUCCUCUCGUUGGACUUUGGUGCUUGAUGACGAAAUCGAGGAAGCCAGCAUCUCCAGAGGCCAGGGCAGCAACCUGAACUUCCUCAGGGAAGGGGUGGACAUCUACCUGGGUGGCCUGGCUCCUUUCGCCGGCUGGUCCCUGGCUGGUUGUCUGGGCACGGUGGAGCUGGGCGGCAUUGCUCUGCCUUACUUCAGACCUGCGGAGGUGAACCUCCCGCGGCUGCAGGAGGAGCAGUUCGUUCAAGCGUCACCGAAGCCUGCCCUGCCCGGCUGCAGAGGGGCGCCGGUGUGUGAGCCCAGCCCCUGCCUCAACGACGGCCAGUGCCAGGACCUUUUCAACGCCUACAACUGCACCUGCGCCGAGGGCUGGGCCGGCAGACGCUGCGACGUCCUGAUAGACACCUGCGCUUCGGGCCCCUGUGUGCACGGCAACUGCACCGUCGACGGGCUCGCCUAUCGGUGCACCUGCGAGUUCGGCUACACCGGGGCGGACUGUGAGGAAGAGCUGGAUGUGUGUGAGAACCACCUGUGUGCCAACGGAGCCACCUGUCUGCACGGGCCGGAAAAGUACGCCUGCUUUUGUGCCGAGAACUUCACCGGACCUUUUUGCAGUGAACGCGUGGAAGAACCUCCUUGGUACAUCGUUGUCAGAAAAGUAAAGCCCAAGCUGCCUGUUUCUGUGUGUGGCGACGAGACCAGAAACUACACCUGCUUCAACGGAGGGAACUGCACUGACCGGGAGCUCUCCUGCGACUGUCCUCCAGGAUUCUUAGGUCACAGGUGCGAGCAGGAAGUGGAUGAGUGCGAAUCCAACCCGUGUCUGAAUGGAGGCUACUGUCGAAACCUGAUCAACAGGUUCGUCUGCGUGUGCGACAUGAGCUUCGCUGGAGACGUGUGCCAGAUGGACCUGACCUCUGAGGGCCGGACCUCCGACAUCUUGCUGCCCAUCAGUCUGGCGUCCGUCAUCGCGCUGCUGGUGCUGGUCCUGACCUCCGUCGGCUUAGUGGCCGCGCUAAAUCGCCGCGCCACCCACGGCACCUACAGUCCCAGCCGGCAGGAGAAGGACGGAUCCCGCGUGGAGAUGUGGAGCAUCACGCAGCCGCCGCCGAUGGAGAGACUCAUAUGAGGUGAUGCGGGGCGUGAAUCCGCUCGCUGUUGGUAAUCAGAGGAACGCAACCGUGAGAUAAAUCUGAUAAAUUAGCAGCCGAUGGAUCAGGAUGGCUGCAAGGCAACGUCUCGCGCUGCUGCUGUCGUUCUUUGUGUGAAAGUCUCCCCUGAAGGCCGCUUUAUCCAGCUUCCGGUGCGUUGCAGGAAAAAUCACGACUACACGAUGCCCUAUGACCUGCAGGAAUUUCUUAAUGGUUUUAAACUAGAGGGAAAAAACACAUAACUACGUGAAUUUUCCUACAUUUUGUCAGGUUACAACCACAAACAAUAACUGGGUAGGGGUGUCAGAGUAAAUACAUACGCACAUCAGUGUUUAAAUUUCCUAUAAUUUCCAUUUAAAGCGGUUAUUGAUCAGGUCGGUUGCCGUUAGACUGCUUUUGUUCUGAACACAGCCAAGUGAUCGUUUAAAGACCUGCAAAUACAUGCAUUAAAUAAAUCAAUAAACUUUAGCCUAAGUGUACUUUUGUUUGGAUUUUAGGUGAUAAAUUGGUUGCACUUGAUCUUAUUUAGGGGUGUAUGAGAAAAUGGGGCUGGAUUUAGAAGCACACCACACUUUUUAGUUCUUUGUCAAUU